AUGGUAAGCGGAAUGACGCCUUCAACGACACCGACGCAACCACCAAGAGAAGACCCUUUUACUCCCGAAGAACUCUCAAAAUACGAUGGUACCGUUGACAGCAAGCCGGUGUAUGUUGCGGUGAAAGCACCAGGUAAAGGCUAUUCUAUUUUUGCGGGAAAAGAUGCCUCGCGCGCUCUUGGAAUGUCAAGCUUAAAGCCCGAGCAUGCCGUGUCCGACUACACGACUCUGACACCACAACAAAUGAAAGUGCUUGAUGACUGGUUUGAAUAUUACAAAAAGGUACAAAGCUGGAAAUGCGGGGAGUAG
This is a messenger RNA of Malassezia globosa CBS 7966, 309 nucleotides long. RefSeq lists its product as uncharacterized. Gene Ontology annotation, cellular component: endoplasmic reticulum; membrane; endomembrane system. The record is from RefSeq and is a predicted model, not a curated record. The transcript is spliced from 4 exons. Bases 1 to 309 code for a protein of 102 amino acids. Lineage: Eukaryota; Fungi; Basidiomycota; Malasseziomycetes; Malasseziales; Malasseziaceae.